Anisakis simplex (herring worm) is the source of this 165-nucleotide messenger RNA. The record is from the annotation of a GenBank genome assembly. Lineage: Eukaryota; Metazoa; Nematoda; Chromadorea; Rhabditida; Anisakidae.
AUGCGCGAGAAGAUAAAUAUUUACAAGGACGCAGAACGUUUGAAAGCAAUCGCAGUGGACGAGUACGACAAGGCAACCGAGGAGGAUCUACCGAAAGGACCGUCGCUGGCUGAGAUGUUGGAUGAUUUGGAUAUUAACGCUGAUGUAGAAAUGGCUGAGGAAUGA